Messenger RNA from Fragaria vesca subsp. vesca, 1620 nucleotides. Its product is annotated as putative UDP-glucose flavonoid 3-O-glucosyltransferase 3-like. The coding region runs from base 52 to 1518 and encodes 488 amino acids. Lineage: Eukaryota; Viridiplantae; Streptophyta; Magnoliopsida; Rosales; Rosaceae. The transcript has a single exon. The record is from RefSeq and is a predicted model, not a curated record. Gene Ontology annotation, molecular function: UDP-glycosyltransferase activity.
AUCGUCGUCAACAAAGACAAAUUAGUCUUCCUUCAUUCUCACUGCAUCGAAAUGAAGAGAGCUGCAGAGCUGGUGUUCAUCCCCUGCGCCGGCGUUGGCCACCUCAUAUCGGCGGUAGAGACCGCAAAGCUCCUCGUGUCUCGAGACGACCGCCUCUUCAUCACCGUCGUCGUUAUGAAGACCCCCUUCGACUCCAAAGGCAACGAUGCUUGUAUAGAGUACUGCAUCACGCAAGCCUCGGAUCGCAUCAAGUUCGUCAACGUUGCACAGCCCGACGUCGACUUCAUAAACAUGACUCGCAGCGGCUUCCGCAACUCGUUCAUCGAAAGCCACAAACCCUACGUCAGAGAUGCCGUCACCGAACUCCUCACCGGAUCGUCCAAGUCACCAACCCCUCAACUCGCCGGGUUCGUCAUCGACAUGUUCUGCACCACCAUGAUCGACGUGGCCAACGAGUUCGGGGUUCCUACGUACAUCUUCUUCACCUGCAACGCUGGCUUUCUAGGGCUUCUGUUCCACCUCCAGAUGAUCCACGACGAGUAUGACGUGGACAUCGCCGACUUGAAAGACUCGGAUUCCGAGUUGAUCCUCCCGAGUUUUGUUAACCCGGUACCUAUCAAAUCCCUGUCGAGUGUAUUUUUUGAGAAAGAAGAGCCCAUCCCAUUCGUAAGCCACGCAAGAAGGUUCAGAGAGACAAAGGGUAUUUUGAUAAAUACCUUCUCGGAUCUGGAACCUCAUGCCCUUCGCUCUCUUGAUUCUUAUGGGAAUAUUCCGCCGGUGUUUCCAGUGGGACCACUUCUGAAAGAGGAAAGUGACGAUAAUAACCUUGGGGGGUCAGAUCAGGCCCUUCAGAAGUCAGAGAUCUUGAAAUGGCUUGAUGACCGGCUUCCAUCGUCGGUUGUGUUCUUGUGCUUUGGGAGCAUGGGAAGCUUUGGUGAGGAUCAAGUGAAAGAAAUUGCCUGCGCGCUGGAGCAGAGUGGGCACUCGUUCUUGUGGUCCAUACGUUGCCCCCCACCGAAGGAAAAAAUUACUCACCCCAGCGACUAUGCCGAUCCCACGGCCAUCUUACCCGACGGAUUUCUCCAACGGACCGCUGGGAUCGGGAAGGUCAUAGGAUGGGCUCCUCAAGUGGCGGUGUUGGCCCAUCCAGCCGUGGGAGGUUUUGUCUCCCAUUGCGGGUGGAAUUCGGUACUCGAGAGUGUGUGGUUCGGUGUGCCUAUUGCUACUUGGCCGAUGUACUCGGAGCAACAAAUGAAUGCGUUUGAGAUGGUGGUGGAAUUAGAAUUGGCGGUGAAGAUUAGUGUAGAGUAUGGAUGGGACUUUUAUAACACCGGUCUUGAAGGGCAAAUGGUCUUGAGUGCACAAGAGAUAGAAAGAGGAAUAAGGGAGGUGAUGGAGCAUGAUAGUGAUACAAGGAAGAGGGUGAAAGAGAUGAGUGCAAUGAGCAAGAAAGCCUUGAUGGAUGGUGGUUCUUCCUAUUCUUCAUUGGGACUUUUUCUUGAUCAGAUAUUUCUUUGAUCAAUAUUUUUGCUUGCAAUGUCACUGUAUUAAUCAGCACGUUGUUCACUCUAUUUCUUAUGUUCUAUUUUGUUCCUCCUACAAUAGAAUGACAUUUGCGGC